Molecule: messenger RNA, 885 nt
Organism: Amaranthus tricolor (Joseph's coat)
Lineage: Eukaryota; Viridiplantae; Streptophyta; Magnoliopsida; Caryophyllales; Amaranthaceae
Product: zinc finger protein STOP1 homolog
Exons: 1
Coding region: 1-885 (294 amino acids)
Biological process (GO): response to acidic pH; response to aluminum ion
Source: RefSeq, a predicted model, not a curated record
AUGUCCGAUUCCAACACCCUUCGCCUCCCACUCCCACCACCGGAAUAUUCCACUGCGAACGACCCACUCAAGAACCUCUCUGUGAUCCAAUCCCGUGUUGACUCACUGAGUCAAAUCCUAUCCAACUCAAUCAGCACCAAUACACCCCUCCCAAAAGCCGACUCCGAUAAUGUCACCGCCGAGUUAAUCUCCGCCGUGCAUCACAUCAUCAUCAACGGCGCAGCUUUGAUCGCAUCUUCCUCCUCAUCCAACGGUCCCGGAAGCGUCACAAAAUCAGGCGGUGAUGAAGAUAUCCAGAUCAUAGAACUAGACGUGGAAGAUAUUACAUCGGAUAACUCCCAUACGUGCAAAUUCUGCGGAAAGGGAUUCAAACGAGAUGCUAACUUACGGAUGCACAUGCGCGCACAUGGCGAUCAAUUCAAGACCCUGGAAUCACUCUCAAACCCUAAAAACAUCAAAUACUCCGACAAUCAGGGCCGGAAAACGAGGUUUUCGUGUCCGUAUAUCGGGUGCAAUCGAAACAAAAAUCAUGAAAAUUUCCGAUCGCUGAAAUCGGCGAUUUGUGUGAAGAAUCACUUCAAGCGAUUCCAUUGUCCGAAGAUGUUUUCGUGUAAUCGAUGUAACAAGAAGAGUUUCUCUGUUUUAUCUGAUUUGAAGAGUCAUAUGAAAAAUUGUGUUGAAGAUUUGAAGAAAUGGGAGUAUUGUUCAUGUGGGUUGAAAUUUGGGAGCCAAGAUGAACUGUUUGGACAUUUAAGUAUGUGUGAAGGACAUAUGCCUCAAAAUAGUAAUUUUGAUAGUGGUUUUGAUGAAUUUGGAUUGAUUAGGGAUGAAAAUCAAGAAAUGAGUUUAUGGUCUUCAAUUGAGGAUAUAGCUCAUCUUUUAUGA